Teleopsis dalmanni is the source of this 2374-nucleotide messenger RNA. It is a transcript of the gene m-cup, whose product is annotated as protein fem-1 homolog A. The transcript is spliced from 9 exons. The record is from RefSeq and is a predicted model, not a curated record. The coding region runs from base 315 to 2372 and encodes 685 amino acids. Gene Ontology annotation, molecular function: protein binding. Lineage: Eukaryota; Metazoa; Arthropoda; Insecta; Diptera; Diopsidae.
UAAUUUCGCAAAAUUAACGUUAAUGCAGUAAAAAAAUUUUUGUAAAAAAUUGUGUACGGUACAUGGAAGCGAGGGAAAUCGUCGAAUAAGAAAAAAAUCAUAGCACUUGUGUAAUCUCAAUCCCACCAACGACAAGAAGUUGAAAAAUAGCACUUAUAUAUUUUUUUGUUUUGUUUUAAGUGCGUAUGAAAAUUGAGCACCUGCUGACGUGCUCUAUAUUCGGUAUUUUAAUAGUCGCGCAAGUGCGCUGAGAAAUAAACAAAACCAAGACGUCGGCCAAUCGACUAACCAGACAUCAGCGCAGACUACUUGCGAUGUGUAAUUCCAUCAACGCAGAUAGUGAACUCGGAAUGCGCGAUAAUGUCUGUAUGCUUGCACUAGGUGCACCGAGUUUGCAAAAAAGAAUCUCCAAACUGAAUUACGAUCUUAUUGAGGAAUGCAAAACCUGCACUGAAGACUCCAUUUUAUCGAAAACUUUACGGCAAAAAUUGGAACUUCAUAGCCGCCAAACACGUCGUGAGAUAGUUAAAAAAGUGCGUAAUGGCUGUGCACCACUUUUCAUCGCUUGUAAACGUGGGUGCGUUCCUAUAGCAGAGUAUUUGAUAACGGUUUGUGAAGCAGACAUAGAACAGCGCGGUCUAUACGAAGUACCGGCAGAUCGUACAUAUCAUUUCGUAACACCACUCUGGUGUGCUGUAGUGUCUGGACAAUUGCCAAUAGUUAAAUACUUAAUACGCGUAGGAUGUGAUAUAAAUGCAACAUCAGAUUCGGGUUCAACACCAGUAAGAAGCGCUUGUUUUAUGACCCAUGUUGAAAUUGUACACUAUUUAGUAGAGAACGGUGCCGAUAUCAAAAAACCAAAUAGUAAUGGUGGCACUUGUUUAAUAAAUUCUGUCCAGUCAACUGAACUAUGUUUGUAUUUAAUUCAAAAGGGCGCCGAUGUAAAUGCGAAAGAUGUACAAGAAAAGACUGCACUUCACUAUGCCAUACAAGAACACAGACUGGAAACAACAAAACUUUUACUAGAACAUGGUGCCAAUCCAUAUGCCAAAAGUCGCUACGGUGACGAUGCAUUGAGAACAGCAUGCUUAAAAGGCGCUCAUCAAAUCUUUGACUAUUUAAAAACUCAUUUAACUUAUUCCGCUGAACGACUUGCUGAAUCUCACGAAUUAAUUGGUUCGACAUUUUUAGACGAACACAAUGAAAGUCGUGUCGCAAUCUUGCAUUGGCGUUUAGCACAUCAUAUACGUGCGUCACAUUCUCCCUACAUAGAAAAACGACCAAAAGUUCCCUUACGCCAUGCUUACAACAAUGCAGUUGAGUUCACAACGUUGGAAGAGCUUGAUAACAUACACGCUGAUAUGGAUGCAAUGCGUAUACAAAGUUUAUUGAUUUGUGAACGCAUACUUGGAACAGCUCAUAAAGAUAUGCUAUUCCGUUUAACUUUUCGUGGUGCAUCCUAUGCAGACUCACUGCAACUGCAGCGUUGUAUCGAUUUGUGGCGUUUACUAUUGGAAAUACGGGUUGAACAUUCCUCUAUAUUGCAUUUUGAUACGUGCUUUGCUGCACAGGCGCUAGUACGCUUGAUGCUUGAUUUAUACGAUCGUGCAAGUCGAAAUAAUAACUCGAAUAAUCAACCAACAUCUGCGCAAAGUAGGCGAAACAAUGAACCGGAUUUUAUCGAAAAAGAAUCAUUGCCAUUAUUUAAUGAUAUACAUGCUGUGUUUAAGCUUUUAACUGGCCCAAUAAAUGAAGCGCAUGAUCUUUUACAAAUUCGUCCAGUUUUCAGGAAGCAGCAAGAAAAUUUUGAUCGUAUGCUAAAGUGUAUAGCCCAUUUGAUAUAUUUGCUCAAUUCUACAGCACGUACGGAGGAACAAAAGAAAUUCCAAUUUUGUGCUGUGCGUGAUUUGGUGAAAUUAAACGUUCGUAGUGCUUGUACAAGUGAUACGUUACUGCAUCUAUGUGUAUCUCGUUUAAAUGUUAUUAAAAGCGGUUACUUAAGUGAUGAAAACAAUGCAUCGAUUGUAUUUCCCAAUUCUGAAGUAAUAAAACUUUUACUUGACUGCGGCAUGGAUGUCAAUGCCAAAAAUGAGGCAAAAUCAACACCGUUACAUGUCGCUGCACAGCCAUAUAAUUUUAACAACGAUAUUAUUUUGCUGUUGUUGGAUAAUGGAGCUGAUUUAGACCAACCAAACAAAUCAGAUGAACGUCCUUUCAAUCUAAUAGCUAGCAAUCCCACCAACACCGUACACCUGUUAAAUUAUGUUACACUUAAGUGUCUAGCAGCCACAGUUCUGAGUAAAUAUAAGAUUCCAUAUAAGAAUGAAAUACCAAAAGUUCUAGAAGCUUUUGUUGAACAGCACGAACCCUAAAC